Molecule: messenger RNA, 1920 nt
Organism: Aspergillus pseudonomiae
Lineage: Eukaryota; Fungi; Ascomycota; Eurotiomycetes; Eurotiales; Aspergillaceae
Product: extracellular metalloproteinase
Exons: 5
Coding region: 1-1920 (639 amino acids)
Molecular function (GO): zinc ion binding; metalloendopeptidase activity
Source: RefSeq, a predicted model, not a curated record
AUGCAUACCUUCUCCUUUGUCGGGGCUCUGGCUCUGUCGGUUUGUGUCUUUGGUCAUCCUACUGAGCCCCCUCUUCUAUCUCCUCGCCGCGCCGGUGUUGAUCUAGAAAGAUUUCGAUUGGCGCCCAACGCAGAAUAUGUCGAUUACAUUCAGCAGACUCCCAUCUCUACUGCAAAUAUCGGCCUAAUCGAGCAAAGUUACGUCGAGACUGCCAAUCAGCUGGUCAAAGAAACAUUCCCCAACGCGACCUUCCGCCUGCGAGAGGAUCACUACGUUGGGGACAAUGGUGUGGCACACGUUCACUUUCGUCAGACAGUCCAUGACCUCGAUGUCGACAAUGCGGACUUUAAUGUUAACGUCGGUAAAGAUGGCAAGGUCUUCUCCUAUGGAAACUCCUUCUAUACUGGCCCGAUUCCCAACAUCACCCAGGUGACAAGACGUGACUUCAUCGAUCCCGUGGCUGCGUUGAGAUUUGCAUUGACACAUCUUCAACUCCCCAUGAAGGCGGAUGGCGUGUCUGCGGAAGCCACGAAGCAUCCUCAUAAGUACAUAUUCCGGGGCACCUCUGGGGCGGUCUCUGACCCGAAGGCACGUCUUGUCUACCUCUUGAAGCCUGACGGGACUCUGAACUUGGCGUGGAGAGUAGAGACGGAUGUAGAAGACAAUUGGCUUUUAUCCUAUGUGGAUGCCAAAACCGCUGAGGAGGUUCAUGGUGUUGUCGACUAUGUUUCCGACGCCACCCUCCAAGUCUAUGGUUGGGGAUUCAAUGACCCUACUGAGACUGACGGCCGUGUCAGUGUUACUGACCCGUGGGAUCUGACGGUGUCGCCGUUGACUUGGUUCGGCGAUGGAGAGAAAAACUGGACUUCAACACGGGGGAAUAAUGGCAUUGCCCAAGAGAACUUCAACGGUAGACCGCCCUACAUUGAUAAUAUGCGUCCCGACAGUCCUACCCUCAACUUCACUUAUGCGUACCCGACAGGUGACUCUCCCAAGGACUAUAUCAAUGCUUCAGUUACCCAGCUUUUCUACACAAUCAACACAUACCAUGAUCUCUUGUACACACUCGGCUUCACAGAAAAGGCAGGUAAUUUUCAAUGGACCAACAGAGGCUUGGGAGGCAAGGAGAAGGACUAUGUAAUUCUGAACGCGCAGGAUGGAGCGGGCAAGAACAAUGCCGAUUUCGCUGCUCCCCCGGACGGAAAUCCAGGUCGCAUGCGUAUGUAUAUGUUCACACGCACCAAGCCACCUCGGGAUGCAGUGUUCGAGUCUGGAAUUGCUAUUCAUGAGUAUACCCACGGUUUGUCUAUGCGGCUUACCGGAGGCCCGGACAAUUCCAAAUGCUUGAGCGCUUUCGAGUCCGCGAGCAUGGGGGAGGGCUGGGGUGAUUUUAUGGCGACAGCGAUCCGUCUCAGGCCUAAUGACACGCGUGCAACGGAUUAUGGAAUGGGGACAUGGGUUUUUGAUAGUCCAAAGGGCAUCCGACAGUAUCUAUUUUCGACUUCGAUGGAGACCAACCCACUUAACUAUACAUCCUUGAAUCGAAUGUAUCAGGUCCAUGCAGGUGGAACCGUCUGGGCCUCGAUGUUGUACGAAGUUUUAUGGAACUUGAUUGAAAAACAUGGAAAGAAUGACGGCCCGCGGCCAGAAUUUGACGAACGGGGGGUGCCUAAGGAUGGUAAAUACCUGGCGAUGAAGCUAGUAGUUGAUGGCAUGGCUUUACAACCCUGCAAUCCCAACUUUAUUCAAGCCCGCGAUGCCAUCCUAGACGCCGACCAGGCUCUGACAGGAGGCCAAAACAAAUGUGAGAUAUGGACUGGUUUCGCCAAGCGUGGUCUAGGGCAGAAAGCUGUGUAUGAAAAUGGUAGACGCGUGGACAGCUACGAGAUUCCGGGGGAUAUGUGCAAGAAGAAGGUCUAA